Carya illinoinensis is the source of this 7530-nucleotide messenger RNA. Its product is annotated as disease resistance protein Roq1-like. The coding region runs from base 139 to 3543 and encodes 1134 amino acids. The record is from RefSeq and is a predicted model, not a curated record. Gene Ontology annotation, biological process: defense response; signal transduction. The transcript has 9 exons. NCBI's taxonomy places the organism in Eukaryota, Viridiplantae, Streptophyta, Magnoliopsida, Fagales, Juglandaceae. Gene Ontology annotation, molecular function: ADP binding.
CCAAUUCAGAUGACAGCUUUUUAUGAUGCAACGCGGAAGUUGCCAAGAAGUUCCUCCUCAUGCAACGAGACUUAUAUAAGGAGCUCCAUCGUCUUCCUCGAUCCAUCCAUCUCCAAUUAAUUAUACUUUACAUUCAUAAUGACUUCUCCCAACGCAUUCCAAGGAGUCCUUUCCUCUCCCUCCUCCUCCAAUUCUCCUGUUUUAACCUCGCAAUCAACUCACGAUGUAUUCUUAAGCUUUCGAGGUAAAGAUACACGCAAUAAUUUUGCUGGUCAUCUUUACCAAGCUUUGGUUCAAAAUGGAAUCAACACUUAUAGGGAUGAUAAGGAGCUGGGAAAAGGGGAAGAGAUUUCACCUGCGCUUUUAAAGGCCAUUGAAGAGUCAAAGGUUUCGAUCAUUAUAUUUUCUGAAAACUAUGCGUCAUCUACGUGGUGUUUGGAUGAACUGUUGCAAAUCCUAAGAUGUAAAGAAUCAAAGCAACAAAAAGUUGUAGCAGUCUAUUACAAAGUCGAGCCAUCGACAGUACGACACCAAAAUGAAAGUUUUAAAGAAGCGUUCGCUAAACAUGAAGAAAAGUUCGAUGAUGCUAAAGUUCAGAAGUGGAAGACUGCCUUAAAUCAAACUGCCAAGCUAUGCGGUUUUCAUUUGAAGAUCGACGAGGACGAAUCUAAGUUUAUCCAGGAGAUUGUUCAAAACGUCUCAACAAGCUUACCAAAUCGUUUUGACUUGCAUGUGGCCGAGUAUCCAGUGGGAAUACAAUCUCGUGUAGAAGAUAUUAAUAACCUAUUAUGUAUGGAGGAGAAUGACGUACACAUGAUAGGGAUUUACGGUAUUGGUGGAAUUGGUAAAACAACUAUUGCAAAACAGAUGUAUAACCUCAUUGCUAAGAAGUUUGAAGGCCGUUGUUUUCUUGCUGAUGUUAGAGAAUCUUCAAAACAAAAUCAAGGCCGUCUCAGACAAUUACAAGAGAAAAUUCUAUCUAACAUUCUAGUAAAGUCACCAAGGGUUGAUGAUGAUGAUCAAGGAAUGGAAUUGAUAAGGAAUACACUUUGCCGGAAAAAAAUUCUUUUGGUUCUUGAUGAUGUUGAUUGUAUGGACCAAUUAAAAAGAUUAUGUGGAAAAUGCGAUUGGUUUGGUUCUGGGAGUCUAAUCAUCAUAACAACAAGGGAUAUAAGUUUGCUAACUAACCAUAAGGUGAGUGUGAAAUACCUUAUGGAGGAGAUGAAAGGUGAUGAAGCCCGUCAGCUCUUUACCCAGCAUGCCUUCAGUAGUAGUACUGACAACCCGAUUGAUGGUUUUGCGGAUCUCAUAGAUGAAGCACUACAAUAUGCUGGUGGCCUUCCACUUGCCUUAAAGGUGGUAGGCUCAAAUCUAUAUGGACAUGAUAGAAAAUAUUGGGAAAGCCUAUUGGAAAAGUACAAAAGAAUUCCAGCAGAAGAUAUCCAGGAAAAGCUCAAAAUAAGUUAUGAUGGAUUAGAUGAGCCUACAAAAAGUAUUUUCCUUGACAUUGCAUGUUUCUUCAAAAGAAACAAGAAAAAAGAUGUCACUAAAAUACUAGAUGAUUGUGAUGUCUUUCCCAAGUGCGGUAUCGAAAAGCUCAAUGAUAAAUGUCUCAUAACGAUUGAAGAUGACCGACUGAUGAUGCAUGACUUACUAGCAGAUAUGGGUAGAGAAAUUAUCCGACAAGAAUCACCCAAAAAACCUGGCAAGCGCAGUAGAUUAUACUUUCACAAAGAUGUCCGUCAUAUACUUGAAGAAAAUAAGGGAACAGGGGAAAUUGAAGGCAUAUUGAUAGAUCUGCCUCAGGAGGACUGCUUGAUACGUUUGGGUCCUAAGGUGUUUGCAAAAAUGAAAGGCCUCAGAAUAUUAAAAAUUACAUGCUGCAGGGGGAUUUUUCGUGACGGAUUGAACUAUCUCUCUAAAGAGUUAAGAGUUCUUGAUUGGCUUGGUUGCCGUUUGGAUCGUUUGCCAUCUUCUUUUCAUGGAAAUAAACUCAUUGUUUUAAAUAUAAGAGGAAGCAAUAUUAGUAGUUUGGGAACGGGAUUGCAAUCUAGGAAAUUGACACGUAUAGAUCUCAGUUACUGUCGAUACUUGGAAUAUAUACCGGAUCUUUCAAGUUGCCCAAAUCUAGAGGAGUUGGUUUUUGAUGGAUGUAUAAGUUUAGCUGAGGUUGAUGAUUCUGUUGGAGUUUUGGAGAAGCUUGUUGAAUUGAGAUUGAAAGGAUGUUCCAAUUUCAAGAUGUUGCCAAGAAGCUUCGAGUUGGGAUCUCUAGAAUUACUUGAACUUGAAGGUUGUACAAGUCUUGAAAACUUUCCUGAAAUUCUGUGUGAAAUGAAACAUUUGAAGCGUGUCAAGAUAGAAAGCACUGUAAUACAGGAGCUACCUUCAUCCAUUACAUCCCUCACUGGGCUCAAACAAUUGUAUAUGUAUGGGUGCAAAAGGCUUGUGCAUCUUCCAAUUAACAUUUUUAAGGUGGAAUGUCUAGAGGAUGUUACAGUCAUUGAAUGUCCAAAUUUUGUAUAUUUUGGACAGGAGGUGGGGCAUAAUGGACAAUCCAUGCCACAGGAAAAUGAAAUUUCAUUAAGUAAAGAAUUUCUCCCAUUGACGCCUCGAGAAUCAAAUAAUUUAUCUUGGACAUUUAAUUUCUCGUCCAGUUUGAGGUAUUUAAACCUAGAUAGUAUUGGUAUUAUUAGCCUUCCUCCAUUCAUAGAAGGAUUUGUUGAAUUUUCUCACCUCAGUUUGAAGGAUUGUAAGCAACUUAAAGAAAUUCGAUACCUUCCACCAAAUAUAAAAUAUGUAGAAGCUCGAGGAUGCGGGUUAUUGGAAUGCUUUCCUCAUGUAUCAAAAGAAGUUUCAUUCGGUACAACCGAAUUAAAACGGCUAAGCUGGAUUGACUUAUCAGAGUGCGCUAAAGUGCAUGUGAAUGUAGGGGGGAAUCUUGCGCCAAAUCCAUUAUUGGUUCAGGAACGCUUUCGUGAGAAAUAUUCAACUAUGAUUAUAUAUCCAGGAAGUAGGAUUCCAAUGUGGUUUGACUAUCGCAAGGAGAAUAUUUCAUAUACUAAUUUUAUUGAAAUAGAAAUUGAUCGUAAUGCGUCCAUGUGUUUUGGGCAUCAGAUCGUGGCAUUAGUUUUGUGUUUUGUUGUGGGACCUCUUCCAGCAUGGACUUUGUAUGGUUUUACUAUCUCAAUAAACGGCCAGCGGAUUGGAAACGAUGAUAUGCGGUUAUGGGAUUCAAUGGACCCACAUCGUGUAUGUCUAAAAUACAUAACUGGAAAUUCUAUUGAUGCGAAUCUGUCAAGAAGUUACAGGGAGGGGAACAAUAAUAUGAGGUUUACAUUUGAAAGUGAUUCAGAGAGAGCAAUCUUAAAAAGUGUCGGAGUCCAUCUAAUAGACGGGAAUGACAAUCCUAUUCAACUUUCAAAGAGACACCACCCGCGAGAUGAUGGUGAGCAUGACUUGGAACCCGAUUGGAACCCACAACAGAAGAGGCGGGGAUCUUCAACCAGCUCUAGCAUUAUGGAAAUUCAAAGAGGCUAUGGAUGAUUUAAUUAAUGAAGAAUUUUAGACUUGGUUAUUCAUUCACAGGCUGUCUUAGUGCUUGAUUUGGGCAACUUUGACCUUCCCUUUUUAGCCCCCCAAAGCUCAAAUAUUUCAAGAAAUCACUGUUGUUCUCCCUCCUAUACAUAAACCCUAGCUGCAGGCCUCUCUUCAGUGAUCUUGGUGAGUUUUCUUCAAGUUAGCUCUUUCCUUUUGGACUCAAUUGUAUCUCUCAAAGAACUCUUCUAAUGAAUUCUCUUGUCUUUCUUGAACAGUUUUAUCAUCAACUUCAAUUGCAUUAUCUCAUGGUGACUCGUGAAUAAACAUCCAUUGAUAUUCCAUGUAUCUUAGAAACAUUUUCACGGAAAAUUAGUACACUUUUAAAGGUAUUUUUUAGUUUAAGUGACAUAGAAUGAACAUUUCUCGAAUUGUUUUGCAAUGGCUCAAACCUUUCAUUCAUAGGAUGCUUGUGGAAUUUGCAGCAAAGUAAUCUCCUCGACCACUCUACUGGUAUUUCAGUACAUAUAUAAAUAACAUUACCAGGGAUAUUGAAACAGGUUCAAGGCCUCAAAGUCUAUGUUUUUAGAUCAAGACUAGAUCUGUAAAGGGAGAUUUAAGUGCCUUGAAAACUAUUUUUUAUAGACCUGAUGACCAUAAGAAGGGUAAGGAUAAUAAGGUUAGAAUUGUACAGCAUAACAUAAAAGAAAUUAUAAUUUUCUUGGAUUCUUUUCGGGUUAACCAAAUAGAAUAUGUAUUGGACCUGAUUUCUUAUCCCUUUUUCACCUUUACAGCUUUCUAUGAAACUGUGAUGACCUCUUCCCAUAUUGGAAAGGAUGUUGGAUGAAUUGUUAUACUAGGCAUUAGAAGGUCACCAUUAAAAGGCUGAAACUAAUGACCAAAUUUAUGUGUGGAGCGAAGAAAGGUAAAAUGUGCAUGGAGCUGGUUUUCUAAACAUGUGUGGCAAAUGCAUGAAUUUAGAUUAACUUAAUUUCUUUGAGAAUCUAAAAUGUUGUUGAUUUCCUUUUUUGUCAUACUGUACUUGUAGAUCUUAGUGGGCUGGAUUUAUCAAAAUACAGGGUGAUUGGCCUGCCAUUUUGUGGUUAUGGUUUUGUGAAGGUUUUUCAUUUUCCUGUUUGAUUUGGUACGAGCAUUCUUUGCUGGGACUUUGUUUUCAGUAUUUCAAGGAUGGUAUCGUUUGUGAAUUAGUAUUGCAUUAAGCUUUGAAGAAACAACAAAAACAGAGGAAAUAAAGAGAGUGCGCUCUAGAUGCUCGACACAAUGUCUCAAAGGAAGUCAGAUUCUCAUUUCUAUUCUGUGUAUUUCAUUUUCAUGCCUAAUACAUCAGCUUUACAGCACAUAUAUAUAGGGUAAUUGCUGAAAGUUUCUGGUUUCGGAAAUUACACAAAUCAUAAAUCCUAAAGCUCAAAUAAAGAGUGCACUCUAGGUCCUUGACACAAUGUCUCAAAGGAAGUCAGAUACUCAUUUCUAUUCUGUGUAUUUCAUUUUCAUGCUUAAUACAUAUGCUUUACAGCACAUAUAUACAUAUUCGAGUAAGAGCAAAUCAGAUUAUAAUCAUUGAUCACACGGUUCACAUUUAUUCAGUUAGUUAUAGAGGAAUAUUCUGGAGACUUUACUGGGGUCAUGCUUAAGUCGUGCUUGUAGGAUUUUCUUCUAGAAGCUUUAAUGCUGGUAGUGCCUCUUGUUGCAGCAUCUUCUCUUAUGAGGAUUCUGUUCCCUCAAUAAGAUUGGAUUUUGAGUUUUGUUUCUGUUUGGAUAUAGGAAGCAUGCAUGUUGUUAGGUUGUGAAAUUGUUUCUAUUCUCUGCUUUAUGAUCAUUGCUUUGCAUUACUAUUCUGUUUUUUCUCAUGAAAAGUUCAUCUUUCUAGUGAGUGUAUAUAUAUAUCUAUAUAUAUAAUGUAUCAUGUGCAUGUACAUGUAUAUGUACUUAUACAAACGUGUUUCUUCAGUUGUAUUUAUUCUUCACUGAGUUAUCAGAAAAUGGCUGCUUCUAACAAACUCUUAAGGUACAAAGUAAUAGUUACAAAUUUGCAGUCUUAUGUUUUGAACUAAAAUAUUGAUUAAGCCUAUAAGUGAUCUAUUGGAUUUUAUAUUGUUCUGGUAAUUAAAAUAGAGAGUAUUUCCUGUAAGAUUAAUUGUUAAAUCUAUAUCUAUAUAUAUACUCAAAACUUUUUAGUUGAAUAUAAUGUUUGAACAUACAUGAUCAUCUCAAGGCUUCAUUUGCAUCUAGCACUUUCCACGCUAAUAUUGGACAUUGAUUAGCCAACUUAAACCUCCAAAGAACUGAAAACCCACAUGAAACAAUGCCUAAAGCCCACAUGUGCAUAUAUACAAAGAUAAAUAUGUGUGAAAACAUUCAGGCAGUGAUGGUUUGUCCUAUCAAUGGUAGGAAAUUUAGAGCUAUGUGGAAAGCCUAUGGGUAAAUUGUGACGAAGGCUCAAUUCCAAGUAUCCUAGUGAUUGUUAUACUUGCAACAAUGGCAACAAUCGGCAUAGGUAUAGUGGUCUUCAUCAACCACAACAGGCAACCAUCUUUAUUGACAAAGGCUCCAGUACAGCCAUCAAACUUGCAAAAGAAAUCAGGCAUAAAGGAAUCGAACAAAUCAAGGCAAGACUCACCAAACUGCAGUGGAAAUAUCCAGAUGGUUGAGAAUGUGAAGCUGAACUUUGUCAGGGAAGAUAGGGAGAGGUUUGAUACGCAGGAAUUGCUUAAAGCCUCAGCGGAGAUAUUGGGCAGUGGAUCCUUUGGGUCUUCUUACAAGGCUGCCUUGCACAAUGGACAGAUGAUGGUUGUGAAGCGGUUCAAACAAAUGAAUAAUUUGGGGAAAGAGGAGUUUCAAGAGCAUAUGAGCAAGUUAGGGAGGUUGAGACACCUGAAUCUGCUUCCUCUGGUGGCUUACUACUAUAGGAAGGAAGAGAAGCUCUUAGCAUUUGACUGUGCAGAAGGCCAGCUUGGCCGUUCAUCUGCAUGAGACACGGCAUGCAUGCAAUCUUGGAGAGUCGGAUGGGCAUAGUUCACAAAAGGAUACCAAUAAGCAUUCAGUCUUCAAGUGGUGCUGCUCAUCACUUCCACCACUCACUAAGUUUUUCCUUGGCUCCUUCAUUCUUGGUGGCUCAAAAUCAGUCGGCAGUUCCUCCUCUGUCUGCAAAUGGCAAAAUCAUUCUAGACCACCUCAAGAGGUAGCACAACCACCAUACAAGCCACCAAAGCAGCUGGAAUUGAAGUUUGGAAAUGAAUCAAAGUUGCGGAAGGAAUCAAAGAAGGGAAAGAAUUGUAACCAUAACAAACUUCAACGAUUUAUCGUGGCUUUCAGGUGAAGAGAUUGAAGGACAUGAUUGCAUCUGCUAGUCGUUUAUGGGCUAUUUCUUUCAGUUCACUUCUCUGAGAUCUAGUGGGGUAUGGAAUUUCCUUAAUGACAAGCAUUUCUUUUAAUUUUUGCUUUGGAUUGCUGGGGAAAAGUAAAGUUGUUGCUUUUAAUAACUAUAAUGUAGCUUUUUUGUUUGCUACUUUACUUGUUUUUGGUGUUGUAGGGGUAGCAGUUUUUCAGGAUCAAGAUUGGUUUUCUUCAAGUUUUGUGAUCGUAAAGUUUGGAUCAAUGGUUUGUGUGUCUUUCCAAACGAUGGUAAUUUCUGAGGUUAAGAUCAUUAAGUACUAUCGAUUCAUACUUUCAUGAACUAUAAAGACUGUUUUUUGGCAGACAAUUGUGGUGACGGAAAGAGAAAAUUUUGCUUUUGAGUUGCUGGUUUUUCACUGUUUGAAUUGUAUAGCAAGUUGUGGCUUGAUUUCUUAGGAUUGGGAACAUUCAUGGUGGACAAGACAAUUGGUGAAUUGUAACAAUCUAUUGCUCAUUAUGACGUAACCAGGAUGUUGUUCUUUUUGGUAUAACCAGGAAGUUGCCUUUGGUUGGAUUGUUCUUUUUGAUGUAACCCAGUUGUUAAUUGCAAAGCAGUGUCAAAUGCAAUGGUCUUUGUUUUUA